GCUGCCUGCUUCCUAUUAUUCCUCUGGAAUCCUGGCCCUCCUUUCUCUCGCUUCUUCCACCCAUUCUUCCUCCCAGACCAAUUUCUUCCAUACCACCUCGGGCGGAGCACCAUCUGCUGAUCUCCUCUCUUACCGCCGCUGGCCUUUUCUUCUUAUCUCAAAGGAAGAAGACAAGAAGAUUGAAAUCUCUGCAACCUUUGUCGCCUGUUUCGACAGCUCGGAGCAGUCGAAGCGCGUUGAAACUCGUCUAGUCGGUCGACAAUUAAGGUAUGGCACCACCUAUGGCACCGACUGGUUGCUAUUACCAAGCGACCAGUUGGGUUCUGCUGCUCGAUGUCGGCGAAGUUGCGACUAACCAGGCUUCCGGUCCAGAGUUCCAUUCUCAGCCAUGCCGAGGUGCUAUCGCCGCUCGCGACGAGCCCAGUCGGAGCACAAAGGGAACGCGACUAUGUCCGGCAACGACCCCGCGGCCGAGCGCGUCCCUGAGCAGGGUCAGAAGCGCGAUCGCACCACAACGCCCAGUCCCAACCUGGCCAAGCGGCCCCGUAGGGGUAGCAACAACAGCAGCAGCAGCAAUGCCGCCGGCGAAGCGUCCAAGGGCAUAGACGCCGCCGCACAGAUCGGACUGAACCUUAGCAAAGCUGAUUCGUCCUCAUCCAGCUUGUGGCCGCCUCCCUCAUCGUCGGUCUUCUCUUCCGCCGGCUCUUCCUCCGCUUCGCCCGCUCAAGCGCCGCUCAACCAGCAACUGCUGACGAACAUCGCGGACCGGCUCUCCGCCCUCGCCGACGAGGCCCGCGAAGCGAGCCUGCACCAGCAACCGCAGGCGCCCGCGCACCCGUCCCCCACCGACCUCCUCCGCCGCGUCGAGCAGCUCGAGGCCGACUUCGCCGAGUACCGCCAAGCCAGCCAGCCCCGCGACAGGGCGGCGAACGACCGCCUCUUCAAGAUGGACAUCCGUCUCGACAGGCUCGACCCGCGCCUCGGCAAGCAGGACGUCCGCUUCGACAAGAUUGACGCCCGCAUCAACAGGCAGGACUCGCGUCUCGACAAGAUGAAUGCCGCCAUCACGGAGCUCCGAGGCCGCCUCGGCGCCGCGGAAGGCCGCUUCGCCGCGCUGGAGGCCACCAUGGCCCGCCAGGAGCGCGACAUCGUGAGCCUGCUCAACGCGCAGACGCGGGCGUGGCACGCGGGCGCCAGCACCCGCACCCACGCCAAUACGGCCGCGACCGGGACUGCGAAUGCGAAUGUGAAUGCCGUCGCAUUUCCGAACGCGACCGCGGGCCCGAGUACGAGUCUGGUGCCCCGCACGACGGCCCAUUAUCCGCAGGGCGACGGCCAAAGCUCUGCCGGGGAUUGGAUCAGAAGGGAGUUUGGGGAUGUGAUUGGGGCUGUCGAAGAGCGCCCCGGGCAGCACCAGCCCCCUGGCGGUUCGUGGGCGCCGUGGCGCGGCGCUGGCCGUGGCGCUGGGUAUCGCCGAGGGGGAGGCUGA
Molecule: messenger RNA, 1489 nt
Organism: Thermothielavioides terrestris NRRL 8126
Lineage: Eukaryota; Fungi; Ascomycota; Sordariomycetes; Sordariales; Chaetomiaceae
Exons: 1
Coding region: 389-1489 (366 amino acids)
Source: RefSeq, a predicted model, not a curated record